This is a messenger RNA of Solanum verrucosum, 903 nucleotides long. RefSeq lists its product as uncharacterized. The record is from RefSeq and is a predicted model, not a curated record. Lineage: Eukaryota; Viridiplantae; Streptophyta; Magnoliopsida; Solanales; Solanaceae. The transcript has 3 exons. Bases 1 to 903 code for a protein of 300 amino acids. Gene Ontology annotation, molecular function: zinc ion binding.
AUGAGAAGUUAUGUAGAUGAUAUCGAUGAGCUGUGCAUAAUUUCUGAUAGGCAUUCAAGUAUUCGAAAGAUGGUUUCAAUUGUGUAUCCAUCAGCUCAUUAUGCGAAAGCGUACAGUAAAGUUAAGUUCUAUGACCAUUUCAACCAGAUAAGGGAUAUGGUACCCAAAGCAGCCGUACAUCUCGAAUCAGUUGCAUUUCAUAGAUGGAGCAGGGCAUUUUGCCCGGGAAAUAGGUAUAAUAUUAUGACCUCAAACAUUGCUGAAUCCAUGAAUGCAAUGUUUGAAGUUGAAAGAGAAUUUCCUAUCGUCGCUUUGUUUGACGAAAUAAAUAUGAGAUUUGCAAAAUUAUUUCACGAAAGGAGUAUCGAGUUGGUCAACUCACCAAACAUAUUUGUUCCUUCAAUGGAAAAACAAAUAUCAAAGAAUAUCAAUUUGGGAAAUAAGUUAUUGGCCCAUCAAAUAGCCAAUUACAAGUUUAAUAUCAACGGUCAUGGUGAUGUUGCCACGGUCGAUCUUCAAAGAAGAAUGUGCACAUGUAGAGUUUUUGACUUGGACAAAAUACCUUGUCCACAUGCUAUGGCAGCGCUUCGAUCCCAAUAUGGUGCACAUUUUGGAAAUCAGAUCUAUGAGUACUCGUCUUCAUAUUAUUCGGUGGAAAAAUACACAAUUGCAUCUUGUGAGGAAAUUAAUCCUGUGCCUCCUGAAGAUUCUUGGAUUGUUCCUUUGAAGAUAUUGGAGAGAGAAACACCUCCUCCAUAUGUUGACCCAAGAAAACCGGGAAGAAGGCGAACGAAAAAUAGGCGUGGAGUCGGGGAAUCAUUUCCAACAAGAAAAAAUAAGUGUUCAAUAUGUAAAAAUAUUGGACACAACAGAACAACAUGCCCGGUUCGAAAUGCUCCAUAA